AUGUCGUACAAAUUCUGGAACCGGCCCACGGCGGCCGCCCGCGAGAUCCCAGUGGUCGAUGCUUAUACUUCGGACUCGGAGCCGUCAAUUCUUCACGAUGGUGACCUGGCCUAUACCCGCGCAAAGGCUGGCAACGAUUCCGGAGCAACGUACCAAGAAGCUGUGGGCGCACCUGUCGAGGUGCGCUCGCCGUUGGGAUACAAUGUGGGCUGGGUGACGAUCAUCUUUCUGAAUGUCAAUCAGAUGGUCGGCACGGGUAUUUUCUCAACGCCGGGAAGCAUUCUAGGCAGCACUGGGUCCGUUGGCCUGGCUCUCUUCUACUGGGUCAUUGGGUUUGUGAUGGCAGCUGCCGGAUUGGCUGUUUAUCUCGAACUGGCUGCCUACUUUCCCAACCGCAGUGGCUCCGAAGCUGUCUAUCUUGAGCAAGCCUAUCCGCGACCUAAGCACUUUUUCCCUAUUGCCUUCGCGGUCCAGUCCGUGAUCCUGUCUUUCAGUGCUAGCAAUGCUAUUGUCCUUUCCCGUUACAUAUGGCGUAUCGCAGAAAAGACACCUACCGACUGGGAAUCCAAGGGCGUGGCAGUCGCUGCUUACACCCUGGCCGUGAUCUGCGUCAUCGCCAACAACAAAUAUUCACUCUGGGCGACCAAUGUCCUCGGGGUCUUCAAAAUCGCACUACUCGUCGUCAUCUCGAUCACCGGCUUCGUGGUUCUGGGCGGCCACACGAGCGUGCCUAAUCCGGGCGCGAACUUCGACAACGCGUUCGAAGGCACCACAACCAACGGGAACGACCUAGCCAACGCCAUGGUCAAUAUUGCAUUCGCAUAUUCGGGCUACCAAAAUGCUUUCAACGUCGUCGCUGAGAUCAAGCGUCCUAUUCCAACCCUGAAGAAAUACGCCACCAUCUCGGUCGUGCUGGUUGCUGUUCUCUACAUGCUGUGCAAUAUCGCGUACUUCGCCGCUGUUCCCAAGGAGGAGUUUGCGGAAUCUAAGGAGAUUGCGGCCGGCGUAUUCUUCACCGCAGUCUUCGGCUCAAGGGGCUCCAAGGCGCUUAACGUGCUUGUGCUUUUGAGCGCCUUCGGAAACCUGCUUGCUGUCUUAAUUGGCCAAUCCCGCCUGAUCCGAGAAAUUGGAAGGCAGGGUGUCCUCCCUUGGACCCAAUUCUGGGUUUCUACCAGGCCUUUCGGCACCCCUAUUGGACCCUACCUAUUGAAGUGGUUUGUCACCUUUAUUAUGAUCGUUGGCCCUCCCGCUGGAGAUGCUUUCCAGUUUGUGGUGAGCUUGAAAACAUACCCAGACAGCAUGUUCCUUGUUGCAAUGACACUCGGAGUCUACAUCUUCCGAUACCGCUACAAACGCGUUGGCCAGGGCGGCCCAUAUGCUGGGGAUGUGAGCUUCUGGUACGCUACCUACUGUGUUGUUGGUAUUGGUAUCCUCAUCAUUUGUGGUCUGUACUACGUUGCUUGGAUGUAUGUCCUUCCCCGCUUGGGCAAAUAUGAGGUGCGGCCGGAAAUUCUUGUGGAUGUGGACAACAGAGGCGCUACAACGCACCGUCUAGUUCGCGUCCCACGCGACAAAGUUGCAGAAUGGGAUGCGAACCACGAUGAAGCGGGAAACCUAAGACAAAGGAGAUUGGAUACGUUCCGGAAGGAAUUCACAUAA
Molecule: messenger RNA, 1659 nt
Organism: Diaporthe amygdali
Lineage: Eukaryota; Fungi; Ascomycota; Sordariomycetes; Diaporthales; Diaporthaceae
Exons: 5
Coding region: 1-1659 (552 amino acids)
Biological process (GO): amino acid transmembrane transport
Cellular component (GO): membrane
Molecular function (GO): L-amino acid transmembrane transporter activity
Source: RefSeq, a predicted model, not a curated record